Molecule: messenger RNA, 1906 nt
Organism: Nyctereutes procyonoides (raccoon dog)
Lineage: Eukaryota; Metazoa; Chordata; Mammalia; Carnivora; Canidae
Product: acid sphingomyelinase-like phosphodiesterase 3b
Exons: 11
Coding region: 676-1815 (379 amino acids)
Biological process (GO): sphingomyelin catabolic process
Cellular component (GO): membrane
Molecular function (GO): sphingomyelin phosphodiesterase activity
Source: RefSeq, a predicted model, not a curated record
UGCUGGGCGUCGCCUCGGUCGCGCUGCAGCUCUUCAGCUGGCUCUGGCUGCGCGCCGACCCCGCCGGCUUGCACGCGCCGCAGCCCCCGGGUCGCUGCCUGGCGCUGCUGCACCUCUUGCAGCUGGGCUACCUGUACAGGACCACCUGAAGGCUUCACUUCUUAGAAGAGGAAGUGAGUUCUGUGGAGUUAGCAGGAUUUGAGGAUGGUCGGCUAAUUGGCUCUUGUUGUCCUCACCUACUUACCCAUUCUGCCCACAGUUCCCUUUGUCUGAACUAUUCGGCUCCUUACAGGCCUGUGAGUUUCAUCCCUUAUCCAGAUUUAAAUUUUCCAGUAACCUUGGCAGCAGCAAUAAUAAAAUAAUCAUCAUAUUGUUACGGAUGCCACGGUUGCCGCAUCUUAGCUGGUGAAAGACAAGCGGGCCAGAUGUCAAGCACCUAUAGGCUCAGCAAGGCUAACAAGAGAAUCCUCAGCCAACACACCGAGGAGCCUGCAUUGGAAACCAGGGAAGUUCUGGCACAUAUCUGACCUGCACCUUGACCCUGACUACAAGGUAUCCGAAGACCCCCUCCAGGUGUGCCCAUCGGCUGGCUUGCAACCGGUGCCCAACGCAGGCCCCUGGGGUGACUACCUCUGUGACUCCCCCUGGGUCCUCAUCAACUCCUCCAUCUACGCCAUGAAAGAGAUUGAGCCGGAGCCAGACUUCAUCCUCUGGACUGGUGAUAACACCCCUCAUGUGCCCAACGAGAGGCUGGGAGAAGCAGCUGUGCUGGGAAUUGUGGGGCGCCUGACCAGGCUCAUCAGAGAGGUCUUUCCAGAUACCAAAGUCUACGCUGCUCUGGGAAAUCAUGACUUUCACCCUAAAAAUCAGUUCCCACCAGGAAACAACAACAUCUACAAUCAGGUAGCGGAACUGUGGGCACCCUGGCUCAGUAAGGAAUCCAUCGCUCUCUUCAAACAAGGUGCCUUCUAUUCCGAGAAGUUGCCAGGACUGAGUGGCGCUGGGCGAGUCGUGGUCCUCAACACCAAUCUGUACUACAGCAACAACGAGCAGACAGCUGGCAUGGUGGACCCCGUCCAGCAGUUCCAGUGGCUAGAAGAGGUGCUGACCAACGCAUCCCGAGCUAAGGAGAUGGUGUACAUUGUCGGCCACGUGCCCCCGGGAUUCUUUGAGAAGACACGGAACAAAGCGUGGUUCCGGGAGAGCUUCAAUGCGGAAUACCUGAAGGUGGUCAGGAAGCACCAUCGAGUCAUCGCAGGGCAGUUCUUCGGGCACCAACACACCGAUAGCUUCCGGAUGUUCUAUGAUGAUGCAGGUGCCCCCAUCAGUGUCAUGUUCCUUACACCUGGAGUCACCCCCUGGAAAACCACCUUACCUGGCGUGGUCAACGGGUCCAACAAUCCAGGCAUCCGGGUAUUUGAAUACGACCGAGCCACACUGAGCCUGCAGGACAUGGUGACCUACUUUGUGAACCUGAGCCAGGCGAACGCGCAGGGGACCCCGCUCUGGGAGCUCGAGUACCGGCUGACCCAGGCCUACGGGGUGCCCGACGCAGGCGCCCGCUCCAUGCACGCGGCGCUGGGCCGCAUCGCCAGCGACCCCCGCGCACUGCAGCGCUACUACGUCUACAACUCGGUCAGCUACGAACCCUCGGCCUGCGAGCAGGCCUGCCACGCCGAGCAAGUGUGCGCGCUGCGCGAGGUGGCCUUCGACGCGUACGCCGCCUGCCUGCGCGCCCCCGGCACCGCGCCCGCGCCCCGGCUCGCGCUCCUGCUCGCGGCGCCGCUGGGCCUGCGCGCGCUGCUGCCGCGGUGACCCGGGGCCGGCCCGGAGCAGCCGCCGCUCGGGGACCAGGCCCGGAGAACCCCCCCCUCCCCACCUCGGCACGGAGUUUAAAAGUUUCACU